Molecule: messenger RNA, 1580 nt
Organism: Peromyscus leucopus (white-footed mouse)
Lineage: Eukaryota; Metazoa; Chordata; Mammalia; Rodentia; Cricetidae
Exons: 5
Coding region: 743-1483 (246 amino acids)
Molecular function (GO): peroxiredoxin activity
Source: RefSeq, a predicted model, not a curated record
AGUAUCAAGCGAUAGUGGAACUGAGGGCCUCUGGGAAUUAAACGUGAGCUAGGUUUGGAGGCUUUACCUUUCUAUUCUGCCUACAGAAAGGUGGCUGAACUUUUAACUAGGAAGAAGGUUUUUCAAAGUAUAGCUUGUUCGGUUUCUCUCGGUUGGUAUCUUCAAUGAGUUUUUGAUUCCGUUCUCCAGCAGCACAGAGGCCUUGACUUGACCGAUGUCAGUUGUUCAUUUCUUUGGUGCCAACUUGAAUAUUUAAAUUUGGGGGAGGAGCGGUCAACAGACCAUCACAGGUCCUCCAAAUUUGGCCAGAUGCUGGCCAGCUAUUUAAUCCCUGGGGCUUGGACCCCAUAGGUAUUCUGUGACCUAAGUAACCAAGCCCCAAACGGCUCAACGCUAUGCCUUUUAGGAUAUUCAAUUACUUCAGGCCUCUUAAAGGCAGAGAGGAAGACUGACUGUUCCCAGGACUGGCCCUCAGCACCUACCUCGGGUAGAUUGGAGUCUCCCGAGGAAAUUAGAGUACGAAAUCUAACGCAGGAGCCAUACUGGAUGAACAUUUUUUGGAGGGGGGAAGAGGGGAAACGUAGGAUCAUCAUCGUGCGUUCAUCCUGGACGAAUUCAACAACGGAGGGUAAGUCAUUGGAGACCCAAAGCGCAGGGCCGGAAGAGGCGGGCCCUUGUGAGCACCGCCCACCGGACAUGCCCCCUGGGCCUCACCUGGGAAACCUGCCAAGUGUGCACCGCCAUGUUUGUGCUUCGACGCCUCGGGGUCCUGCGGCAGCCGUCUCUUCACCUCUUGACAAGUAAGGUUUGGAAGAAGUGGCCUGUGGUGACCCUGAAUUCUUACUUUUUUGAGGAUGAGAAAGAAGAAAAUUCCAAACCCAUUGGUCGUUACCCGGUUCCCUAUAAGAAGGACCUGCCCUUUGACAUUGUAGAGCUCAUGGAAGAGAUGAAAAGAACGACAGGAUUUUUACCAAAUGUAUUUAAAGUGUUGUCUUACCGGCCUUCGGAAUUCAGAGCUUUCUUUGCGUACUACAAUGCCAUCUAUAAUAAAGAAACAGGUCGGCUCAGCAAAGCUGACAAGGAACUCAUCAUCGUAGUGACCAGCCUGGCUGAAAGGUGCCUGUACAGCGUUGUUGUCCACAGUGCCCUCUACAGGGUCUACUCGAAGAACCCAGGACUCUCUGACCAGGUCUGUAUAAACUGGAAAAAGUCUGACCUCCCUGCUAGAGAAAAAGCAAUGGUAGAGUUUGCACUUGCUGUUUCCCAAGCUGAUGAUAUAACAGAUGACCAUUUCAAAAAGCUGGAAAUGCAUGGCUUCAAUAGAGAAGAUGCCUGGGACAUAGCUACCAUUACAGCUUUCUAUGCUAUGGCCAACCGCCUUGUUCAUUUUAUCGACAUCAUUCCUAACAAGGGAUACUAUUCAUUGGGUAGAAACAGUGAUACUAAACAGAUAGAGAAUGAACGUACUGCUCCGAAAGUAUAAAAGCCUGACAGGAAAGGCCAGUAUUUAUCAUUUCAGUUAUGUUGCAUUAGAAGACAUCAGUUGGAUAGCAAUUCACAAUAAAUACAAAAACAUCUAA